AUGGCUAACGGUGAGACGGGUGGGGUGGGGGUUUGCCUCAGCGGGGGCUGCCCCGCAAGGUGACCCUGCGCCUUGUUCCUCCUCCCUGACUAACUGCCACCCCCACCUUCCAGAGCGGGGCAGCGCCCUCGGGGCGAGGACCAGAGGCUGGCCUGGGGGCAUCUUCGCUAGACGCCCCCCCCUGCUGCCCGCCACCCUUAAGAGCCGGGAGGCCCUGACUCAAGACGGCCUCUCUCUCUCUCUCUUCCCUUGCAGUGUAUUCGCUGGACGGGCUGCUGGUGUUCGGGUUGCUCUUCGUGUGCACCUGCGCCUACUUCCGGAAGGUGCCUCGGCUGAAAGUCUGGCUGCUCUCGGAGAAGAGGGGCGUCUGGGGGGUAUUCUACAAAGGUAAGCCUCCCGCUCUCAACCCCAGGGAUCAACCGGGAGGGAAGGCGAAAUGGGUGGGAACAGAACAAGUCUGGGCAGCCUUCACAAACUGCCAGGAGAGGAAGAAGUUCUUUGCCUAUUUCAUGCCAUAAAAUGUUCAUGACAUAAAAUGUUAAACAAACGAACAAACCUUCAAGGAAAUGUUCCUGACAGUUGGUAGAAUGGAGUUAAGCUUAGGAAGCGUCUGCAUUGUGACUUGGGAUGCAUCACAACAGGCUUGUUUAUGCGAUCGGUCGCUUCAGAGAGUGGGGGUUUGUUGACUGGUUCUAUGGUGAGUUUUGAUAGCUGUUUUUUUGAGGAGCGUGGGGAACCACUUGUUCCUAGGAUCUCUAGGUUACAACAGGACAAGUGCAUAAUAAAUCUUGGUUCUCAGCUUCAUUCUUUUAAUUGCUUAAGAGCAAACAAAAUUGUUAAAGCUGCUGUAAAAAAAAAAUACUAACUUCAGUAGAACAGAACUUAGUAAGUGGUAAGCAACAAGUACUCAGUGAGGUAGAACUUCUUACUGUUCAAUUCAGACAGAAUUUGCAUCUCUCCCCACCCCUAUUAACCAUUUCUAAUAUGGUCACUAGGCAAUUACUUGGUGGGGAAUUUGGAUUUCCAGCAUAGUUGAGUUUGAUGCCCUUGCUUUAGUUUAUGUGGUAAUAAAGACGAUCUAGUGCUUAUGCUGAAUUCUCACAAAAAUUCUAAGAAGUAAUGUGUGCUCUAUACUGUUACAACUUGUAAAUGUCUCUCUUGUUUUCCAGCGGCAGUGAUUGGUACUAGACUCCAUGCAGCAGUGGCAAUAUCCUGCAUUGUAAUGGCUUUUUAUGUCCUCUUUAUAAAAUGA
This is a messenger RNA of Podarcis lilfordi (Lilford's wall lizard), 1252 nucleotides long. The record is from the annotation of a GenBank genome assembly. NCBI's taxonomy places the organism in Eukaryota, Metazoa, Chordata, Lepidosauria, Squamata, Lacertidae.